AAUGUGAAGUACAGGGCACGAGCAUGUGUUUGUGAUCGCGCACGUAGGGCCGGUAUUUUAAUCGGGAGCGGGUACGUGCGCGUACACGUCUAUUUCGUUGUGUGGCGGCGUAGAGAAGCGCAAAUAGAGUAACCAUGGCUGACGAGAAACCCAAGGAGGGAGUGAAAACAGAAAACAAUGACCACAUAAACCUGAAGGUGGCGGGACAGGAUGGGUCGGUGGUGCAGUUCAAGAUCAAGAGACACACGCCGCUCAGCAAACUCAUGAAGGCGUACUGUGAGAGACAGGGGUUGACAAUUAGGCAAAUCCGGUUCCGGUUCGAUGGACAGCCUAUAAACGAGACAGACACACCUGCACAGUUGGAAAUGGAGGAUGAAGAUACGAUCGACGUUUUCCAGCAACAGACAGGAGGCCUCUACUAGCAUGUCAAGUACUCCCCCACAUCUUCCUCCACCCCCCAGACGGCUGCUUUGCAGCUUGUCCCAUUUUCCACCACAGAACCAAUACCAUGUGGAAGACUUCCUGCUCACAGUUAUACAUAACUGUUGAUGUAUAGUGUUUUCAUUCUUGCCUUUGUUUCCUUCCUGUUUUGUACAUAAACAACCUCCUCUAAAACAACUCAGAUUUGAGUAACAUUCAUACAAGGUGUGCUGCGAAUAAACGCAACAAGAUCCAGCUCUUAAAAAGUCCAUUGUUUUGGUGACUUGUUGGUUCACUUAUUCAGAGAUCAAGAAAAGCUAUUUUCCACCCAUUCACUGUUUGAGAGUAAGACUGGUUUGUUAUUCAACUUAAUUUUCUGUUGUCGAUUUCAGAAAAUUGGUUUUAUAUCUUUUUUAUAAUAGUAGUGGUUGUGUAGAAUGAAACACGUCUUGAACAUAGUUUGACUAGGCCAUGCUUGUAAUAAGGAAACCCUGAAGAGAUGUUUUAGUCCAGGUAAACAUCUGUAUUGUCUCAUAAAUGUCUUGUUAAAAUAAAGUUAUUCUCUCUUUUUAACCAAACUCAA
Oncorhynchus gorbuscha (pink salmon) is the source of this 1003-nucleotide messenger RNA. Its product is annotated as small ubiquitin-related modifier 2. Gene Ontology annotation, molecular function: ubiquitin-like protein ligase binding; protein tag activity. Lineage: Eukaryota; Metazoa; Chordata; Actinopteri; Salmoniformes; Salmonidae. Gene Ontology annotation, cellular component: nucleus. Bases 135 to 422 code for a protein of 95 amino acids. The record is from RefSeq and is a predicted model, not a curated record. Gene Ontology annotation, biological process: protein sumoylation. The transcript is spliced from 4 exons.